Fusarium proliferatum ET1 is the source of this 1251-nucleotide messenger RNA. RefSeq names its product putative YDJ1-mitochondrial and ER import protein. The transcript has 4 exons. Gene Ontology annotation, molecular function: Hsp70 protein binding; ATP binding. Gene Ontology annotation, cellular component: nucleus; cytoplasm; cytosol. The record is from RefSeq and is a predicted model, not a curated record. Gene Ontology annotation, biological process: response to heat; protein refolding. The coding region runs from base 1 to 1251 and encodes 416 amino acids. NCBI's taxonomy places the organism in Eukaryota, Fungi, Ascomycota, Sordariomycetes, Hypocreales, Nectriaceae.
AUGGUCAAGGAAACCAAGUAUUACGAUACCUUGGGUGUUGCCCCUACUGCUACUGAGCAGGAACUGAAGAAGGCUUACAAGGUCGGAGCCCUCAAGUACCACCCUGACAAGAACGCACACAACCCCGAUGCCGAAGAGAAGUUCAAGGAAAUCUCUCAUGCCUACGAAAUUCUCUCCGACUCUCAGAAGCGACAGAUCUACGACCAGUAUGGUGAGGCCGGCCUCGAGGGAGGUGCCGGCGGUGGUGGAAUGGCCGCCGAGGACCUUUUUGCUCAGUUCUUCGGUGGUGGUGGUUUCGGUGGCAUGGGCGGCAUGUUUGGCGGCGGUGGUAUGAACCGCGGCCCCCCCAAGGCCCGUACUAUCCACCACACCCACAAGGUUACCUUGGAAGAUAUCUACCGAGGUAAGAUCUCGAAGCUUGCUCUCCAACGGUCGAUUAUCUGCCCCAAGUGUGAGGGUCUCGGUGGCAAGGAGGGUGCUGUCAAGCGAUGCACUGGCUGUGACGGCCAUGGCAUGAAGACAAUGAUGCGCCAAAUGGGCCCCAUGAUCCAGCGCUUCCAGACUGUCUGCCCUGACUGUAACGGAGAGGGUGAGAUCAUCAAGGAGAAGGAUCGUUGCAAGCAGUGCAACGGAAAGAAGACCACCGUCGACCGUAAGGUCCUCCACGUUCACGUCGACAAGGGCGUUCGCAGCGGCACCAAGGUUGAGUUCCGAGGUGAGGGUGAUCAAGCGCCUGGUGUCCAGGCUGGCGACGUCGUUUUCGAGAUUGAGCAGAAGCCCCAUGCCCGCUUCACUCGCCGGGAUGAUGACCUUCUAUACAACUGCGACAUUGAGCUUGUCACAGCUCUGGCUGGUGGCACAGUCUACAUCGAGCACCUCGACGACCGAUGGCUUGCCAUCGAUAUUCUUCCUGGCGAGGCUAUUUCUCAAGACGCCGUCAAGAUGGUUCGCGGCCAAGGUAUGCCCUCUCCCAGGCAUCACGACUUCGGCAACAUGUACAUCAAGUUCAACGUGAAGUUCCCCGAGAAGAACUGGACCGAAGAUCCCGAAGUUUUCGAGACCCUCCGCAAGGUUCUCCCGCCCGCCACGCAGAACGCACCUCCUGGCGACGCUAUGUCCGAACCCGCCAGUCUCGAGGAUUUGGAUAACACAACCCAGAACAGAGUAUUUGGCAACUCUGACGGUAUGAUGGACGAAGACGACGAGGAUGGCCAUCCCGGCGGUGAGCGUGUGCAGUGCGCCUCGCAGUAA